AUGGACUGGCCGCACCGUCGGACUUUGGUGGCUUGCGCUGGCGUGUGCAAUUCAUGGCGGGAAAUCACCAGAGACUUCAUACUGUCCGCUCCGCCCACCUCCGCGGACCCCGCGCACAUCUUCUUCCCCGCGGACCUGCGCGCGCUGGGCCCGCGCGAGCGCACCGUCGAGUGCUUGAUUCGGCGGAACCGCAAGACGGGCACGUUCUCGCUCUUCCUGGGGGUGUCGCCGAGCGCCGCGGCGGAGGCGGAGGGGGAGUCCACGGCGGGGAAAUUCCUCAUGGCGGCGCGCAAGUUUGGAUGGCGGCCUUCCAGCACGGAGUACGUCAUCUCGCUCGACCCGCACGACUUCUCUCGCCCCGACCACCCCACCGCCGCUGACUCCUCCCACUCCUCCCACUCACCCCACUCCGCUCGCACCUCAAGCGCCACACACGCCUCGCGAAUUUCAUGUCUCGGCAGCACCACCAGCGCGGUAGCAAGCAGCAGUGCUACCGACGGCAGCAGCGGCGGCGGAGGCAGCGGGGCGGCAGCGGGCAGCGGGGGCGCAGCGGGCAGCAGAGGCGCAGUGGGCAGCGGAGUGGCAGCGGGCAGCGCGUAUCUGGGGCGGGUGCGCGCCAAUUUCCUUGGCACGCGCUUCACCAUCUUCGACGCGCGCCAGCAGGGCCCUUCCCCCCCCGCGCGCGCCCCCCCAGGCGUUGCCGCGCCCAGCAGCAGCAGCAAGGUGCACCCCAGCAUGGGCGCGUUUGCGCCCGCCCCCGCGCUUUCCAAGGGGAAGGGCGCCGGGGGGAGAGGCGCGCGGGGCGGGCGGGAUGAGGGCGCAGGGAGCAGUGAGGCUGUGGAGUCGCCAGCAGGAGCUGGGAAUGGGAGAGGGUGCGGGAGGGGCAGCUGUGGAAGCAGCAGUGGCAGCUGUGGUUGCUGCUGCGUCUGCUCUCCCGAUGGCUGUGCCUCUUCUGCUCGCCCUGCCUGCCCGUCCACUCUGCCCCUUCACCCGCCCUCCCCACACGCCACCCCAUGCGCCCGUGGCGACUGUGCGUGUAGCCCCACGUCCGUCCUCUCGCCCCCCUCCUCCGCCCAAUCACUGCCCGCCACCACGUCCGAUAGUGCUGUGCCCCUUCCCCCCCUCGCCCUUCCGCCUUCUGCGCUCGCUCCGCCCGUCCACACGCCACCACACUCUUGUCCCCUUGUGCCCUCUGCGCCUCUUCCGCCCCCUGCGCCCCCUGCGCCCCUGCCCGUGGCGACGGUGUCGUACGCGCUCAACGUGCUGGGCACUCGCGGUCCGCGCCGCAUUCAGGCUGUGCUGCACUGCGCGCCGAGCAGUGGGGGAGGACACGUGCCAGGCAGUGGGGGGGCUGCGGAGCAACGCGGGAGAGAAGAAGGGGCGGGGGAUAAGGGCAUGAGAUGUGGGCGUGAGGGGUGGGGCAGAAGGGACGAGUGUGCAUGUGAUGAGGGUGUAUGUGCAUGCGGUGAAGGGGUAUGUGUGUGUGAUGGCUGCUCGAGGCAUGAUGGGGCAGGCGAGGUUCAAGGGGAUGGCAGGGAGCAGAGCCACAUGCCAUGCUGCCACGUGUCCCAUCGUCAUUCGUUCAGCCAGGAGAGGCAUGAAGGCGAGGGAUGCGGGGAGGCGGCACGGGAGCCGAUGGUGCUGAAGAAUAAACCGCCCAGAUGGCAUGAGCAGCUGCAGUGCUGGUGUCUCAACUUCAGGGGGCGCGUGACAGUGGCGUCUGUCAAGAACUUCCAGCUCAUUCACGCCACGCCGCACCAGCCCCACGCACCCUCGCCACUGCUUUCAUCAUUGAGGGGCGGGAGGGACGUGGACCAGCCGGUAUUACUGCAGUUUGGCAAGGUGGGCAGGGAUGCCUUCACCAUGGACUAUCGCUACCCGCUCUCCGCCUUCCAGCCGGUGCUGCUGCGGUUUGGCAAGGUGGGCAGGGAUGCCUUCACCAUGGACUAUCGCUACCAGCUCUCCUCCUUCCAGGUGUGUAUGGGGAAGGGGAGUGAUAAUGAUUAG
Messenger RNA from Closterium sp. Naga37s-1, 2007 nucleotides. The record is from the annotation of a GenBank genome assembly. NCBI's taxonomy places the organism in Eukaryota, Viridiplantae, Streptophyta, Zygnematophyceae, Desmidiales, Closteriaceae.